AUGUCGCGGAACAGCAAGCCACCGACGGUCCUCAGUUCGUUCUUGGAUCGCUCUGGGUGCAUCGGCAAGGGUCAAGUUAGCGGCUUUGUGAACUUCAUGCGGUCGGAUCUUGACCUCGCGACCAAGACAGAGUGCAUGGAAGCCAUACGCCUGACAGAGGGGAAGGCCAACCGCCUACUGCGGUUUGUGAAGAGUGGCGGCGUCACCAAGAUAGUCAUGUGGCUGGAGCGGGCGCUUCGGGAGCCGAGCUCAACGGUGAACCUCUUCAUCGAUCACUCGCUGAAGUCGCUUCGAGUCUUGCCGCUGAGGGUCAUGGAGAAGAGCGCUGCCCAGUGCCUCGUCGAUUUGAUCCGGAAGCUUCGGCAGCGGCUCCAGGAGCCCGCUCCACGGCCGCCCACGACGGCCCCCCGCACCCCGCCAAAACGCCAGCGCCGCCGGGUGAAGUCGACCGAUGCCCCUGUCGCUGCGCAGAGCAAGGUCACUACGCCUGAGCCGACCCAGGCCCCUCGAACUCCGCCCCUGCAGGCCACCGGGUUCGUCGCCUCCGCCAAGCUGAUCGCAGCUCCUUCUACGCCGCCUCUGCCGGAUUUCAUCCAACCAGAGGUGGCGUCUGCGGCGGUGCCCACCGAGGCUGGCACGCCAUUCCAGGCAGCUGCUGGUUUCGCCCCCAAACCGAGUGCAGCACCUUCUACGCCGCCCCUGCCGGAUCCAGUCCAUCCCGAGGUGGUAUCUGCGGCGGUACCCAGAGUAGUGAGCACACCAUCGCAGGCUGGCAAGCCGAGCGCAGCCCCUUCUACACCUCCUUUCAUGCGUCCGGCCGGACCCACGGUGGCGAUCGCAGCGUCUGCUGCGGUGGCGAGGACACCAUUCCAGGCCGCCAGACCGAAUGCAGCCCCUUCUACGCCGCCUUUGCUGGAUUCAGUCCAUCCCCAGGCAACUGCUGGUUUCGCCCCCAAACCGAGUGCAGCGCCUUCUACGCCGCCCCUGCCGGAUCCAGUCGAGGUGGCGCCUGCAGUGGUACGUGCAGCGGCGGGCACUCAACCUCAGGUCGUAGCCCCGAGAGUCCCCGAUGCAGAGCCUUUCGACUACCUGAAGGCUUGGCAGGCUCUGCACGCCGCCCCUUCCACGCCGCCUCUGCUGGAUUCAAUCCCUAUCGAGGUCGUUCCCCCGAGAUUCCCCGAUCCAGAGCUGAUGCCGAAGGCACGCCCGGUGACCGUGCCGCCCAAGGCCAAGGCUGAGGCUCCCACGAGUGCUCCGAAGCCUCAACUCACAGCAGCGGUUUCACUGCUGACAGCUCGGCCAAAGGUCUUGCCGUCUCCGCCCCCUGAAACUCCAGCGCAAACAGCAGCCGGCGUGCCGCCGGUCAGGGCUGAGCGCAAGAGCGCGUUGAAGCGGAAGGCGCCGAAGAGCUCAGAGCCGCCAGCGCCGGCAGCAGCGGCAGCAGCGGCAGAGGAGCCGCUAGGCGGUGGCGAUGCUUCUUUGAAGGACGAGCCCCUGCAAGAGAAGCUGCACCAGGUGAAGAGACGCCCAUCCGCUCUUUUGCAAUCCACACCGAAGCCCAAGCCCGUCCCGUCCAAACCACAAGAGGCCUUUGAACACCAGGGAGCGGAGGCGGAGGGAGCGGACCUCGAGCCCAAAGACAUACUCGAAGAAGAGGCACUCGGAUUCGCGCAAGGAGUGGAGCUGGAACAGCUGGAACAGGCAUCUCUACAAAAAAGCCCGACGCCGGAGACGGCUGAAGGGGAAGGCUUCCGCUUCGAGCAGGAACGGGAGGAGAAGGAUGCGCCAGACGAACAACAGGAGGAAUGGUGGUGGUGGCAGCAACAGCAAAGCUUCGCCGAGGCUGUUGCACCCGUCCCUGAGCGUGAGAUGGAAGCGCCGGCAGAAGAAACAGAUGAGCAGACCGAGGAGGCCAUGAACACCGAUCAAGAGAUGGCAUUGCAGGAAACAGAGCCUGCUGAGUCUGAGAUUUCAGAGAGCCUGGAUGCCCUGGAGGCACAGAUCUCAGCGGAAGAAGACAGGGUCCAAGCGCUCCAGCGGCAGUUGCUGGCAGAGAGUGAUAGCGACACGGAGCCGGAGACGGACACGGAGGCGGCGGAGGCAGGGGCCGCAGGGGCCGCAGGGGCCGCGGUGGAGCGGCCUUUGAAGAAGCUGAAGCAGAGCCUUCCGAAGGAAGUCCCGAAGCUGAGGAAGGAUUUGCGGCAGUUGAUAGAACGUUAUGGAAGUUCCCAACACCUCCUCACGAGCCCUUCCACUCCGCCUUUGGAAGAGACAUCGGAGCUUGGCGCUCCUCGCACUCCUCCGCUGCAAGAGAGCCCAGAGUCUGUGGCACAUCUGGCACCUCUUCUCGCAAACCUUCUCACCUCCUCCAUGCCACAGUCUCAGCCGCCUCCUGAGGCCCCACCGGAUCCACAGGAGCCACCGGACCCUAAGGUUUGGGCCGCUGCAGAUCCCCGCGUCGUCCCAGUGUCACUUCAUGAGAGCAGCUCGGGUCCCCAUGAGUGGACAGCUGCUGCAAACAGCAGCCGGCAUGCUUCAACGCUGGAGGAACUUGUAGGUCAGCCCGCCUCCGUUGCGAGUCCCGCCACAGCGGAGACGGUGAAGACAGAAGACAGCAGCCUGAACAGCGCGUUGAUUCGGGCCGUCUUGGAUGCGGUUCCGGAGCUACAGGGUGCGAUUCCACAAAAUCCCCACGAGCCAACCAUUGCAGCGGCAGCAUCUACAAUGUGGGCCUCUGCGAUGGAGGCGUACACAGAGAGCGUUCUCAUGAGCUCGAGAGCGACGUCUCUUGCAGAGAGCAUAUUGCUGAGCAGCGAUAUGGACAGGCUCGGAUUUGCAUCCUGGGCUUCGGUUGUUCGAGGCACAUCCGCUCUUUGGUCGCCGAGCGAGGAUGCGCUUGGCUACACGAGAAUUGCCACAUUCGCCAGCCAAUGCGAUGGCUCGUGUUGUCGAGUGACAACGAAGCUUCGACUGCCAAUGUCCGGUCAACCACGGAAGCAAGUUCAUGCCGACCACUACAACAUUCGUGUCAGCUACAGCAACAAUGUAGCCGACCACUUGCCAUCUGUCGCCAUGGAUCCGCAGCUGCAAGAUUACCGUGCUCUGCAGCAAGCACGCUUUGAGGAAGCCAAGGCAGAGCUGCAGCGCAGGACGCAGGAUAGCGGACCGUUGAGACCUUCCACAUGUGCGGAGGCCUUGGCCCGCCAGUUGCGCGCCAGGCACAGCGAUCUGCCCUGCGAUCGCCAGCUGCAAGCCGCGGUCUUGCGGUGGUCUCUGCUGUCUCAGCUUGGCUCCGAGGAAUGGGGCGCUCCAGCUGCCAACGAGGGACAAGGUGGAGGCACGUGGCUUGAGUUUCUGCAGGUGAUGCCAUGUUUGGGAGGUAUGGGCCGGCCCCUGCCCGCCCACGCUCCACCGGAGCUGCCAAGCCUGAGUCCGCUGCUGCAGUGUGAUGAGGCUAUUGAGGCUCUCCUCCUCUCCGGGGGCACUCGAGACUUGCGGCGCGCCGUGCGGAUGCUGUGUAGGCUGCUGGCCUCAGAUCCAACACUUCUUUCUGGUGGUUGGCCGCUGCAACUUGCCGUCGCAGCAGCGCUCUGUGAUGCGGAGGGCGAGACCGACCAGAACUUCCACAGAGAAGGAAUAGACAUGGAGCAACGAUACCAGAAUUUUCGGCGCGAUGUGGCGACCAAGAAGCUCUUCUCGGAGUUCCAGAAACUACGAGCUUGGCACUUCCGGUACAUCCUUGGCAGCUGGCACUCUGAUGCCGACUUAGCAUGGUCGCGUGAUCAUGUCGAGCGUCAGUAUCAGCAGCCCGAUGCGAUUGGGAGAUCUGCCCGAAUGGUCAAGUACAAGCCCUACAACGACAAAGGCGUAAGCGUUCAAGACGGCCUACGAUUCUACGAUGGGCAGAUUGCCACGAUGCCUGUCAUCCUGGAGUACGGAGGUGUUUGCGGGGCAGUCUCCAAAUUCGGUGCCAGUUGCUGCCAGGCUUUCGGGGUGCCUGCGAUGCCAGUGGCCCAACCGGGCCACUGUGCCCUGAUUUGGCGGGGUCCAUUCGGAAGGUGGGAGCUGGAAAACGAUUGUGGAGGGUGGAACCAAUCGUUCAUGCAUGACCGCAUACAGCGCACCUGGCAGGCAGAGCUUGGCGAGCUCGCCCGAGAAGCUGGCGUCAUUCCAGUCUUCGAGCGAGCGCUGCAUGAUUGGGAGGGCUUCCGCCGCAGCCAGGCCCUGCAGCUGGCAUCCCAGCUCCUGGCCCCCGAGCUCGGGAGGGAAGCCUUCGAGCUUCGAGCCGAGGCAGUAGCGCAGUGCCCCUGGGAUUUGAGCGCUUGGGCAGCCUGGCUCAAGACGCGGCCGUUCCCUCUGGCAGCGCUGCAGAGCCGCACAGAGGCUGCCGAAGCAGCUGCAGCUUGGCCAGGUGGCACGCGAAACCUGUCGCGUUCCCGACCUGUCCGGGCAAGUGUGGACGAAGACCGUGCGCGCUUCGUGGUCGACGGAACCGACUCGGAGUGGUUUCCGGCUGACGCUUCGGAGCCUCAGUGGUUGGAAAUUGACUUGGAGCAGGCCAGCGUGGUCCACGAGGUUCGGGUGAAGUGGUGGGGAGACUAUGGCUCUCGAAACACGCUGCGAAUCCUGUCGUUGCUUCAAGACGAGGGCCUCGAGGGCACAGAUGAUGCAGGUGUUUUUGUGGAGCGGGGACGCAGACAGCACAAUGCCGACUUCAACGGCUGGACAGAGUUGCCUGGUUGGGAAGAUCCCACCAGAAUCUUGCGCUUCGAGGUGGGCAACCCCUGCCCUGACUGCUUUGGACUGAAGAAAAGCUACGGUAUACGAAGAAUUGAAAUCAUAGGCUGCCGGAUGACGGAAGGUAGCCCAACCCUGGAAGCUCUUCUCCACCGGUUGGCCGAAGCGUCCUUCCCAGAGUUGGAGGAGUUGCCCCACCAGCAAGCACUCCGCCUGGUGCAGAGGAUGAUCAAAUCCAGUGGUCUGUGA
Symbiodinium sp. CCMP2456 is the source of this 4986-nucleotide messenger RNA. The record is from the annotation of a GenBank genome assembly. NCBI's taxonomy places the organism in Eukaryota, Dinophyceae, Suessiales, Symbiodiniaceae.